UGAACACCUUUCAGGAAGUAAACAGAAAUGUCAGAAUCGUGAGAAUUUGUCGGAUAUUUCUUUCAACUUGCUACGAUUUUGUUUUGAUGCAAGUAAAAUGGACCGAUUCACAUGGUCAAAUGGUCUUCUAGAAAUGAAUGAAACGUUAGUAAUUCAACAACGAGGUGUCAAACUUUAUGAUGGAGACGACAAGGCCAAGUUGGACGUAGGAGUCGCUAUGCUCAGUACUCACCAGUUGUUUUGGAGAGAUCAGAAGAAUCAUGAAUGCUGCAUAUCCAUACCCCUGUCCCAGAUUGUCUACUUUGAGGAACAAGCUGCUGGUAUCGGAAAGAGUGCCAAGAUAGUGAUCCACCUUCAUCCGGCUCCAGCUAACAAGGAGCCAGGACCCUAUCAGCAGAGCAAGUUUUCCUAUAUCAAACUGUCUUUCAAAGAGCAUGGGCAAAUUGAGUUCUACAGGAGGCUAACGGAGGAGUUGAGCCAGAAGAGAUGGGAGAGUAUGCCUGUGUCACAGCCCAUCCCCACGGCAACAGGUUCACAGGCAGGAAGGACUCGGGCAGUGGGGAUCGUCGGCAUUGAGAGGAAGAUAGAGGAGAGGAGGAAAGAGACAGACAAAAACAUCUCAGAGGCCUUUGAGGACCUCAGUAAGCUGAUGGUGAAGGCUAAGGAGAUGGUGGAGCUGUCCAGGUCCAUUGCCAACAAGAUCAAAGAAAAACAGGGAGACAUCACAGAGGACGAGACGAUCCGGUUCAAGUCAUACCUGCUCAGUAUGGGCAUCGCCAACCCCGUAACCAGGGAGACACACGGCUCCGGGACCCAUUACCACCUACAGCUGGCCAAGCAGUUAGGAGAUAUGCUGGUAGCACCACUCGAGGAGCGUGGAGGGAUGAUGGCUUUAACUGAAGUCUACUGCCUGGUCAACAGAGCGAGAGGAAUGGAAUUGUUAUCUCCAGAGGAUUUGGUGAACGCCUGUAAGAUGUUUGAGUCGCUGAAGCUCCCUCUAAGGCUGCGUAUCUUUGACAGCGGGGUCAUGGUGGUUCAGCUCCAGUCCCACAGUGAAGAGGAGAUGAUCGCCUCGGCUCUGGAUAACGUGACCGACAAAGGCUCUCUGACAGCUGAGGAGUUUGCCAAGCUGCUAGGCCUUUCUGUUCUUCUGUCUAAAGAACGGUUGUUUUUAGCGGAGAAGAUGGGUCAUCUGUGUCGUGAUGACUCUGUGGAAGGACUGCGCUUCUACCCCAACCUCUUCGCAAGUCAGGCUUGAUGACAACAUGUCACGCGCAAAUGUCUAGAUGGUUGGCAAACAAAAAACGUACUUCUCUGCUGUCCAAACUAAUAUCCUACAAAGCAGGAACAUUGAGAUAGCCAAUUAACUUGUCUAAAUAUUCAGCAGUGAUAUUUUCUAUUCUUUUUAGCGCUUGACUUGGGCAUGGAUUCGUUUAACUGUCUCAGUGAACCAGAAAAUCUAGUUUUUUGGUUGUUUAUCAAAGUUAUUUCUUCUGUUAAUAUAGUAGAAAGAAAAAGGUGACCUUUCAUCCAAAACUCUAGUCUGUACAGUGUUUUUCCGGGUUUUUCCUAUGAUGACUCCUAGACUCAUGGUUAAAGCUUUGUGUAGCUAAAGUCAGUAUCUGGGUAGAUCAGGAUGUGCCUCUCUGAGUCCUACACAAUAAGGCUCUUGGUGAACAUAAAGGCAAUUGUUCCUGUUGUAUAAUAAGGUUAACGCGGUCUGCCUCAGUGCUUUCAAUUUGAUAUCAUGUGAUCUCUUCCUCUGUUAGUCUAAUCAAUAAUGAACCUGGGAUGAGGUUACAAUUAAGCAUUUCCUGUAUCUCAGAGCAUCUCCAGGUUUUCAGUAAAUUCUGGAAUUGUUUUGUGAAAGUUGCUGUAACUACAAACUUUAAUCAAACUCUGCAUGCUGUGGAAAGGCAUUCUCGCAUAAUUAUCGUUUUUCUGCAGAAUUAUGCAAAAGUCAAAUGAUUGAAGGUAUUGCAAGGGUUUGAGUUGGCUUAAGUAGUUUCCCCUUUGGGAGGAAAAUACGCUUCCCAGAUGCAGGGUAGAAUGUGAGUCCCAGUACCAAGCAAUUAUUUGCCCAGCAUUCUGAUUUCAGCCAGAGUCUUAUGGGGGAAAAUGAGCCAUUGAUGCCAUGUUUUCAUGUAUUCUGUGUCAGUUCUUCUGCAUUAUGUUUGUUGUCUCUGAUUUAAAUGACACUAGUUAUCAUCAGUAGGGAAAGGCCAUGAAACAGUGUAAAUGUUUAGUGUGUUCUUUAAAAUCAAUACAUUUUCAAUUAAACAGAUUUUCUGGCUUUGUGAA
Molecule: messenger RNA, 2301 nt
Organism: Esox lucius (northern pike)
Lineage: Eukaryota; Metazoa; Chordata; Actinopteri; Esociformes; Esocidae
Gene: vps36
Product: vacuolar protein sorting 36 homolog
Exons: 14
Coding region: 98-1258 (386 amino acids)
Biological process (GO): protein transport to vacuole involved in ubiquitin-dependent protein catabolic process via the multivesicular body sorting pathway
Cellular component (GO): late endosome membrane; ESCRT II complex
Molecular function (GO): ubiquitin binding; phosphatidylinositol-3-phosphate binding
Source: RefSeq, a predicted model, not a curated record